This is a messenger RNA of Rhagoletis pomonella (apple maggot), 899 nucleotides long. RefSeq lists its product as uncharacterized. The transcript is spliced from 6 exons. The record is from RefSeq and is a predicted model, not a curated record. Lineage: Eukaryota; Metazoa; Arthropoda; Insecta; Diptera; Tephritidae. The annotation marks the transcript as partial.
UGAAAGUGUGACGGACAAAAGUGAUGUAGACAGCGAAGUGGUGCUUCAAGAUGGCGGUGAUAAAAUUAAUUUAAAUAGCAAUAAUAGCAUUGAUUUGGAUGAAGUAGUGCAAGUUGACCCAAUUACUGAUAAAGUGUGCGAAAUAAAGGCAUUGGCCAUUCGUAAUAAUAUGCCCCAAAAGAUGGUAAUUAAAAAACGAUUUGCAACUUCUGCCAACUUCAACCAAGCAGGGGCUGCAGAGUUCACAAACCUACCAACGCCGAAGGCUGCAAAAAUUUACGUGGAUUCGUCUUCAGAUUCAACUGCUAUUUUGGCACAAAUUUUGGAAAACCAAAAAACUAUAAUUACUAACCAGCAAAAGUUUGAUGAGCGCCUUCAAAAUUUGGAGAAGGCUCGUGACAAAAAUGCAAUCGAUAAUACAACGCUAAUGGCACAAAACCAGACCAUUCGCGAAUGUAAAGUGCUGGUAAGCAAAGUGCUACGUUCGGUCGGUCGUCUGACAGGCGAACUUGGAGACGAGAUGCAAAUAGAGAUCGCUGCAACGUUGCCCUUGGCAAGUAUUGCCGCAGCUAAAGAUGUCGAAGAAAAGCUGGAAAAACAGGAAUACUUCGAAUCAAUGAAAAUCUACUUGUUCCAAAUGAAAGGGAGCAACGAAACGGUGGAUGACGUUUUCCGAAGGGUCAUGACCGACGAACUAGCCUUUUUAUUCAAUUUUGAUGGAAGGAAGGAGAAGAGGGCGUUAACAAAAUUGAAACUAAUUAACCAAGUGGCGAGGUUUUCACAACUGAAGGUCGCCAGCAGUUAGAAAAGGCAUUGAGUUGAGUCACAAUCGCUCUCACCAAAAGAAAUUUUUAAUAAAAAGUAAAAAUGUUGUAUAAAUGUAUAGACAAAAAUGUAAC